Messenger RNA from Durusdinium trenchii, 950 nucleotides. Lineage: Eukaryota; Dinophyceae; Suessiales; Symbiodiniaceae. The record is from the annotation of a GenBank genome assembly.
CGUGAGACAAGUCCAAGCGACGUCCAAGACAGCUGGCUGGUGCGACGUCCACCUCCUUGGCCCUCAGCCGAUCCUUUUGAGGUCCUUCCUGCACUGCGCUAGCGGCGAGCCAUGCCGCGCGUGGGCCUGGUCUUCGAUUUGCGGCACUGCCAAACACAGCCGGGAGAAUCCCUUUGUGUGCGAGGGAACGUUGAAAGGCUGGGUGCAUGGUCCGCUGAGGGGCGCGAUGACUCCUUGCGUUUGCACACGGACCACAAGAGGUCCAAAUCUGCUCGCGCUCCCGAAGUCGGUGGCGAACCCGUUUUUUUCAGCGAACCCGAAAGGUAUCCUCGAUGGAGUUCCCGGGCUCCCAUCUGGCUGGAGGCCGAGGCGUUGCCCGAGGAGGACUUCAAGUUCUCCUUCCGGUACAAGUACGUGAAGGAUCGCCGUUGCUUCUGCGACAAGCCGUACGGGCGAUCUGCCUUUGUUUGGGAGGGUUCCAUCUCCGAUCGCUGCAUCUGCUUACCUGUUCAGGAUGGUGCGGUGUUCUUGGUCAGCGACGAGAUCUGGGACGAGGAGGGCCAGACCAUCAUCACUCAAUUGCGACGUUCCAAGGUGCACAUGCCCACCACGUUGCAACCUCAGGACAACUGCAGCUUUGUUCUGAGCCCACGGGCUCGAGAGAAGGAGGAGGAGGAUACCCAGUUUCCCAUUGAGAUUGAGUUUGGAGCGUUGGAUGUGGAGCCGAAGGUGGAGACCAAGUACACCUUCAUGGAGAAACAGGCAGAGGCAUUGAAGUUGGAGAACGUCGUGCUGCGGAAGAGGCUGCAGAAUCUGGAGGCCGCGAUGAGCAACUACCCGGUAGACAUGACAGACAGCACAGACAUCACAGACGACACCGAGACGUGAGGUGAGUGCAGCGGGUAAGCACGUGUCUCAAGUGUUUUGCUCCAUCACGGGAGGGAUGUGUC